Trichogramma pretiosum is the source of this 3142-nucleotide messenger RNA. RefSeq names its product multiple inositol polyphosphate phosphatase 1-like. Bases 522 to 1961 code for a protein of 479 amino acids. Gene Ontology annotation, molecular function: acid phosphatase activity; inositol phosphate phosphatase activity. The transcript is spliced from 8 exons. The record is from RefSeq and is a predicted model, not a curated record. NCBI's taxonomy places the organism in Eukaryota, Metazoa, Arthropoda, Insecta, Hymenoptera, Trichogrammatidae.
CACCUUAUACAUUACGCACACAGCAUCGCAGCGCAGUUGCGCUUUGCGUUGAUUUCGUUGUUGUUAUUUUUUUUGGCCGAGCGAGAAGAGGUGCAUCGGCACGCCGACUGCAGCAGUGCCUACGGAGCAGAACGCGAUCGACUCGCGACCUUCGUAACAGAGCGCACGUAUAAAGUCUCGGAGCGCGUCUUGGUCGCGGAUAUGCAGUUGGUUCGGUCGUAGUGUCCCGCGUGCACGAUAUCGCGCGAGCUCCCCAAGCCGACAUCUCGAUGACAACUGCACACCUGCAGGUAGCUGCGACUGGCCUUGGACGAGCGCCUCCAAUUAGACGAAAUCGCGCAGACUCUAAUUAGAAGUCCAACUUAACUUGCAGUUAUCCGAGUGAGUUCACGCGAGUGCAGUUUCUGUUCUCCGACUGCAUGUGUUGCUAAUAAGGACUCGCGCAGAGGAGUAGCUGCAUAAAGGAUAAAAAUAAAUAGUUGCUGCGAUAUCGUUGGCUGCGAGCGACGAAAAUUUGCAACAUGUCGACAACGAUGACGACGAGGGGUCUGGCACUGCUCGUUGGCCUGCUGUUGAUCGAUGGAACAGCCGCUCGUGAAUCCGACUACUGUUACUCCUACGAAAGCUACCCCUACGUUUCUAUGGCCACGAAAACGGCCUACCAAUUCGCCCAUGGCAAAGCGAGGUUGCAGCCGGUGCCAUCCUGCACGCCCAUUCAGAUCUGGAUUUUGGCGAGACACGGGACUCGAUACCCCGACAGCGUGGACAUCGGCAGGCUCGUUUCCCUCUCGAAGCUUCGUGACCAGAUCCUCUACAAUCACGAAACCCGCGGCCAUGGUAGAUUGUGCGACCAAGACCUGCAGCGGCUGCGCAAUUGGAGGCCGAAUCCCAACAUCAUCGAGUUCAAUGCCGAUCUGCUGACCGAGCAAGGCAACGAAGACAUGAGAUUGCUCGCCAAGAGACUCCAGAGCUAUUUUCCCGAAUUGCUCAGGACUAAUUCGUACAGCGUCAGUUAUCAGUCUUUCAAGUUUCGAUCGACGGCGACGCAACGAACCCAGGCUAGCAUGGAGGCCUUCAUGGAGGGCCUCUUUGGCCGGGUUAAUGUCAUACCACCCGAAGCCAUACCCAAUCCAGACAAUCUUCUCAGGGCUUACAAGCAAUGCCCAGCUUGGCUGCGAGGCUCCGACAUCGACGACGAUGAAACUUCCGAAAAAUUCAAGUUCGUUUCGGGACCUGAAUACCAAAAUCUCCUCAACAACGUCAGCAGUAGGCUAGGCUUUGCUUACGCAAUACACAAUGAUUCGAUACAGCUGAUGUACGACAUGUGUCGCUAUGACAAAGCCUGGAACAUCGCCGAACUAUCGCCCUGGUGCUCCGUCUUCAGCAAACAAGAGCUCAUGAUCCUCGAGUACACCGAAGACUUGGAAGAGUACUACAAGUCCGGUCCUGGGCGCGAGGUCAAUUCUAAGCUCGGCUGUCCGCUUUUGAACGAUAUGUUCGAUCACUUCAAAAAUUUGGAGCGCGGCAACUUUAAUAACGAGCCCAGGGGAAUAUUCUAUUUUGCGCACUCGACUACACUGCUGAAUCUGCUGUCUUCUUUGGACAUCAGGAAGGACACGACACCGCUGCUGUCCCACAAUUACCACUCGAUGGAAAGGCGACGCUUCAAAACUUCGGAGAUUGACGCGUUUGCCUCGAAUCUCGUCGUGGUUUUCUACAGAUGCAGCGAGCUGCAGCCCAACAAAGUCAUGUUCUUCCUGAACGAGCAACCGGUCUAUCUAGACGGCUGCAGCGUUGGACUUUGCGAUUGGGAAUACCUCAAGGGUCGAUUUGGCCGCGAGGCCGACAAGUGCAAUCUCGAUUUCUGCUACAACGUCGCUUCCUCGUCCUUCUCAACUCUGCGAGUCGUCUACUCCACGAUCGGCCUCGUCCUGUCCAUGAGAUUUUUAGGAGCUCUGUGAUGUGUGAUCGAUUACGCGUCAUUACUCAUUGUUGUGAAUAUCAAUUACAAGUGUCUGUUUGUGCACUCGAUGAAUGUUAUUGCAACCGAUACCUUUUGUACAUAUGAAGAAUGAAAAGUGUUAUUGCUACUUCAAUUUUAACGCAACAAUGUAAGAUAUGUUUUGCGAAAUUUUGGAUUGAACUUUGAGCUUUUAAAUAGUCAAUAUUAACUUUCAUACGCGAUUGAUUCUAUCCGUUAAAAAAAUACUUUACAGCGAUUUAAAACAAUUAGUUCUUAAUUUUUAUUAAAAACGCAAGCAAGAGUGCUGCAAGUGAACAUUUGAAAGUUAACUUUUUCUAGUUGGAUACAUAAAAAUAGCUAAAUACAUUGUUAUAAUAUUAUAGACCUUCAAUACUAAGCAUUUGAUAUAUUUGAGCUACCUGUCAUAUUAUCUUAAGUUAUCGAUUAGGUUAAUUUUAUUUUAUCAGGUUUAAUGGCGUUCGAUGGUUCCUUGUCUACAGUCACUACCUCAGGCUAAGCAUAAGAUCAACUGUAAGUACUUGAGUUACUAAUGGGUUACUAAUAAUAAUUUUAUGCAUAAAAGCUGAUGAAGUUGAUCUCAUUCUGAGCUUGAGGCUGCGCGCGUUCGUGUCCAAAGACCCACUGAAAAAAAAUGAGACCACUUGAAACCAAAUUGACCAAUACAAUGAAUUGGAGACAUAACAGGUAGUUUAAGAAUAUAUCAAGUGCUAAGCCCUCUGAGUCUAAUUUUCAUGUACCUUCUGGACAAAAUUAGAUUUUUUAAUGAACUCUUAAAAAAAGCUAUUAUGCCUGUUUCACAAAAAACUUUUUUUUUAUUUUGCAGCCCAAUGAUGUUGAUAGCAAAAUAUGAAAAAUAUAAGCUUUUUAUUGACUCUUCAAUUUCUAAACCAAUGCAAUUAAUAUUAAACAAUUAUGAACCAAGAAUCAUUAAUUAAUCGGGCGUAUCUUUGCGUUGCCAUACUAUUAAUUUUCAUAAGAUAAAAUAUUAUCGUUGAAAUAGAUUAACGCACUUAAGUCUCUAUCAACUAUAAGAUUAUAAUAAUUUGUAUUAUACAUGUCUAUACUACUCCGUACAAUAAUAAACAGUUGUAAGAUAAUACUAGUCAUCUAGUAUUAUCUAGAAGCGCUUGGUGUUAUCUUGCCAACACUUGUAACGUU